GGGGCGGCCAGGUUCCGGGAGCGGCCCGUUCCGUCGCCGCUUCCGUCGCCGCUCGUCCCGGGGUCCCGGCCCGUGGCGAGGCGGGGGAAAGAGCCAGCCUUUGUUGGUCAUCCCCAAAGAGCCUGGUCGCCCUGGCAAGAAGGUGACAAGGGAAGAGCAACGUCCUCACCAUCUGCAGGUUGACUUUGGUGUCAGAUACCCCACCAGCCUUAAACUUGACCAACGAUGGAAGAUCUUAUUAACCCCAUGUGAUGGGAUGCUCCUGCAUGGCUUCCUGAUUUAUUUCUGGCUGUUUAUACUCUCCUGUGAGUUUUCAUGGAUUGAAGGACUCAAGUGAUGUUUUAAAGCUGUUUGUUUUUGCCUUAGCAGAGCAGGAUCGCAUCUGUUGGACGCUGUCUUGGCUAAGCCAGGAAGGGUAUCCAGCCUGCAUGGACAGGGCAACAUUUGCCUGUUCCACUGCCUUUUUUCGUGACCACAACAGCUCAUCUCAGGGUGCAUUCUGCCUCCCCGGAGGACACGUUGACUUCAUUGAAAAAGUGGAAUCAUUCACUUACUCGGAUUUUUUCCGGGAUUAUUUGAUUCCCAACCAUCCCUGUAUUUUCUCAGCUAAAAUCACUGAAGACUGGGACAGCAGGAGGAAUUGGGUUACUUGGGAAGGAAAGCCUAACUUUGAUUAUCUGCUGCAGAAGUUUGGAGAGGCUCUAGUGCCUGUUGCCAACUGUGAUGUCAAGGAGUACAAUUCUAACCCGAAGGAGCAGCUUCCCUUCAAGGAGUAUAUCAAGUACUGGAAGGAAUACAUUAGGAAUGGCUACCGUUCAUCCCGGGGGUGCCUUUACCUCAAGGACUGGCACCUGAGCAGAGCUUUCCCUGAGCAAGAUGUUUAUACAACCCCUGUGUAUUUCUCCUCGGACUGGCUGAACGAGUACUGGGAUGCUGUAGCUGUGGACGAUUACCGCUUUGUCUACAUGGGGCCUAAAGGGUCAUGGACCCCAUUCCAUGCUGACGUCUUCCGUUCCUAUAGCUGGUCAGCCAAUAUAUGUGGGAGGAAGAAAUGGCUGCUGUACCCUGCAGGACAGGAGGAGUACCUGAAGGACCACCAUGGCAACUUGCCCUUUGAUGUGACUGCCCCCAGCCUUCGGGACAAGAGUGUUUACCCUCGCUACAACCAAAGUCAACCCCCUGUUGAAAUUGUGCAGGAAGCAGGGGAGAUAGUCUUCAUCCCCAGUGGAUGGCAUCAUCAAGUUUACAAUCUGGAGGACACCAUUUCCAUUAACCACAACUGGGUGAAUGGCUGCAAUGUGGCCAUCAUGUGGGGCUUCCUGCAGGAUGAAUUAGCAGCUGUCCAAAGGGAGAUCAAUCAAUGGAAGGACCCUAUAGAUGAUUGGCACCUACAAUGCCAGUUGAUCCUGAAGUCUUGCACGGGUAUAGACUACAAAGAGUUCUACAACUUCCUCAAAAUUAUUGCAGAGAACAGGAUUUCAGUCUUGGAAAAAGGCCUCGAUGACGAAGCUUCAGCAAAGAACACUCCAAAAGCUGCCAUUUCCACCUUGGGCAUGCUCCAUGCAGUGUUUGAUUUAAAGAGGACUGUGAAGGUGUUAACAUCAUUGAGUGCUAAUGAAGAUUUCAAGAAGCUAGACCUGACCUCACUUUCUCCACCUCCGGAGGCAUUACUGCACCACUUGAAAGCAGCAAUAGACACAGCACUACUCUAACUUCCUAUUUAUUCAGUUCUUUGUAAAAUGAACCUUUUGCAAAGUGAGUGUUUGUAGAAGACUGACUCCUCCCUGUUUAAUAGCUGUUGCAGUUGAAGUACAAAGAGCCUUAAUAUAGGGUAGGGAGAGAGCACAUUCACAAGAAGACUGAACACUUUUUAACUUGCCAGCCUUUAAUUGUCUAGAGUAAUGGGACAGGGAAAAAAUAAACACUCAGAUAAAGGGAAAACCCAAAUCAUUUUAGUAGUAUAUUGAGCCCUGCUGGUGAGUAUGCAUUCAGGGAGGGGAAACUGAACUCAGGAGAUGAAACUUAGGUCUGUCAGGGGCAAACACUGAGAUUUCACAGGUCUGCACCAUAUUCCUGUCUAUAGAGAGCAAACCUGCACUGCAGGCUUCAGCAGUGAAGCUCUGCUUGGUUUGCUUACACCUAAAUUGCUUUAAGACCUGUCCUGCUUCCAGGUGCAACUCAGCCUUUCUUUUUUAAAAGAGUACCCUGGUUAGUUUGUUUCCCCUGGAGCCCGAGCUGGCUCCACAGCUGAAGCCUAGAUAUGCAGCAGCUGACUGUCCUAUUUUCCUGUACAGUGGCAUCUCUUCAAAGCUAAAAAUCUCAAGAAGAGGCAGCUUUCAUCCUGCUGCAGGGCCUGCAGGAUUAAAUUGAACAUAUCAGGAAGCUGGAGUCCUGAUACUCAAUCAUUCUAAGCAUGUGAUCCACCCAAGCUCAAAAGGAGCAACUUGAAUGUGCUCUCAGCUCUCAACACACUAUUUCAAGGCACAGAUUUUUUAUCAAGCAGAGAUGUGAUUGAUCAGGGAAGCUAGCAAGGAGCCUUGUAUUAUCUCCUAAAAAAAGCCAUGCUGCUACCACACCAAACCACCACUGCAUGGUUACAGAGCACAAUUUGCAACCUGAAUGCUACCCUUGGGCUAAAAGAGAAUUUCCAGUGAAGGAUCCUUCUUGCUUUUACUGGCUGGUGAGAAAGCACAAAUGGCUGCACACUGUUACCUGACUUGCCCCUUCAGGGCUCACUUGAAUUCUAGCUCAAGAACUUCCUCAAUUUUACAACCAGAUGACCAGUAAGAGCAACUAUUAACCCUAUGUUUAGAAAGUGCAAUGGUAGAAAUCUUCAGUAGGCUGAAAAAAAACCCCACAAACACAAGCUCAUUGUUUUCUAGAUAAUCCUGUGGAGUUUCUACAUGCAUGUAUUUUGCAUGUCCUAUUUUCUAGUAAAAUUUCUUGAUUUUGAGUAGGAAGUGAACUUAAAAUCAAUACCCAGAGCAUGGAAGAAUGCAGGAUGGAGAAAAGAGACUUUUGUUGUUGUUGUUGAACAGCUGUGACUACUUCUCAGUGAUUCAACCUUCUGGCAGGUUGUUUCUUUGGACUGGAAAAGUGCCAGUUUUAAGCAGCUCUGAAAUUAGAAGUUCACAGCUGUUUCUUGUAGCUGUUUCCAUUCUGAAAGGCAGGCAAGCUGGAGCUUUCUGCCUUCUGUAAGGUGAGAUUUCAUGGAGGUGAGGAACAAUGGUUUCCAGCUGACAAAUCAGUGUAUUGGUAGGAAAGCAUGUUUUUGAUCUUGUGUUCCCCACUCUCACUGCAUGCUGUGUAACUGGUGUUGGCACCAACCACUUUAAACACUGCAGUUUUAUACAGGG
Apus apus (common swift) is the source of this 3356-nucleotide messenger RNA. RefSeq names its product jumonji domain containing 4 (gene JMJD4). Gene Ontology annotation, cellular component: cytoplasm; nucleus. The coding region runs from base 429 to 1712 and encodes 427 amino acids. Gene Ontology annotation, molecular function: histone H4R3 demethylase activity; sequence-specific DNA binding. Gene Ontology annotation, biological process: negative regulation of gene expression; positive regulation of translational termination; protein hydroxylation. The transcript is spliced from 7 exons. NCBI's taxonomy places the organism in Eukaryota, Metazoa, Chordata, Aves, Apodiformes, Apodidae. The record is from RefSeq and is a predicted model, not a curated record.